Molecule: messenger RNA, 248 nt
Organism: Capronia epimyces CBS 606.96
Lineage: Eukaryota; Fungi; Ascomycota; Eurotiomycetes; Chaetothyriales; Herpotrichiellaceae
Exons: 1
Source: RefSeq, a predicted model, not a curated record
AAUAGACUUAGCGAAGAAGGAGUCGAAUUGGUCAAGCAGAUCCCAUAUCAGUCAAUACCUAGCUUUGCUGGCAAGCUCACGCAUGCGGCAUACAAGUGUAUCCCUGUAUCGUACAUUGUCUGUGAGCAUGAUUUGAUCCUGACACCAGAAGUCCAACGAUCAUUUAUCGCAACCAUCGAGAAGGAAGGUGGAAGCAGGUGAAGGUUCACACACUCCAGACUGGGCACUGUCCGAACACCAGUGCUCCA